UUUCUUUUGAAUUUCUCUCUCUCUCUCUCUCUCUCACACACACACACACAGACGAAGGAGCAGCAGUAUUUCACCCACCUUUCCACUGUCUAAAUUUCCAAAAAGCCCAAAUUUUCCCUUGAAUUUCCUGAUACAUUGCGUCAUUGAAAUAUGAAUUCGGCGGAAUCAGCAAAGUUGUUGGCGGCGAGCGGAGGCGACACCGUGAAACUGUUCGACAUCUCGGUGGAGCCUCAGGACCCUUGCGUUCUCACCUACUCUCCGUCUCCGGGCUUACGUGUGAAUUCCGUCAAGUGGAACCAUAACAAUUUGGUGUUGGCGAGUGCCGGUGAAGAUAGUAGAAUAUCAUUAUGGAGGAAAAACGGGCAAAGCUUGUGGACGGUGCCUGCCAAAAAUUCCAGGGGCGAAAUUAUCGAGCCUUCAGAGUCUAUAUCAACUAUCAGCUUCAGCAAUAAAGGAUCUAGAUAUCUUUGCUCCGGUGGAACUGGACAAGUUGUACGAAUAUGGGAUUUGCAGAACAAGCGUUGUGUAAAAUGGUUGAAAGGUCAUACUGAUACUAUAACAGGUGUAAUGUACAACUGCAAAGAUGAACAUAUAGCUUCAGUCAGUCGUAAAGGCGAUCUUAUACUUCACAACCUUGCUUCCGGCACAAAAGCUGCUGAACUCAGGGACCCUAAUGGACAGGUUUUGGGUGCACUUGAUUAUUCUCGGUUGAGCCGGCACCUUUUGGUCACGGCUGGGGAUGAUGGGUCCAUCCACUUGUGGGAUACAACUGGUCGCAACCCAAAGGCUUCUUGGCUGAAGCAGCAUUCAGCACCGACCUCUGGCGUCUGUUUUUCACCAUCCAAUGACAAGACUAUUGCUAGUGUUGGUUUGGACAUGAAGUUAUACACUUUUGACUCAGGCUCCAGGAAGCCAUCGUCUUGUAUUCCCUAUGAGGCGCCUUUUUCUUCACUGGCGUUCACUGAUGAUGGAUUCAUUUUGGCAGCUGGUACAAGUACUGGUCAAGUUGUAUUCUAUGACAUUCGUGGGAAACCACAACCAAUCACUGUUCUUCGUGCAUUCGGGAGUUCUGAGGCUGUCACAAAUCUAUGCUGGCAGAGGUCAAAACCUGCAACAGUCAAUGAAAAUAACUGCACAGAUGAAACUGCUCUCGUGGCCGGUGAUGUAGGGGAUUCUGUCCUUAUGCCUGAUCCACUUCCUUCUCGGGCAAGCCAUACAAUGGCCUCAGUGGGUUCUGGAUCUCGAAAUCCUAGCCACUUCAGUACCUCUGGGGAUUUAUUUUCUUUUCCUGCAGGAUCUACAUCAAGUGCUCUAGAUUUACCUGCUUUGAAGGAAACACCUCUCGGUCCUCUCCGAAGCAGCUUAUUGACUGGUGGAACUCUGGCAAGACUGCAUGCACCUCGAAGUUAUAAUUUCAAGGAUGAUAUGGAGGUGUUUUCUCCCCUCGUGGAAGUUCAACCAAUUACACCCUCUCUUGAUAAAUUGUGGGAUGAUCGUGAUGGUCCAAAGAAAGAUCUGGAUAGAAGACCUUCUUCUCUGUUUACUUCCAGGAGGUUCGGUCUUUCAGAGGAAAGCACCAACAAUAACCAUCCAAUUUUUGACUGGAAAUCCAACUCAUCGCUGAAGCAGGAUGACAUCCCAUCUACCGUCUCACAGUUGGUGACUACCCCUGCAUCUACACAUACAGAUGAUUCUUCCUCUAUUACCCCACCUGAAGCUUGGGGUGGCUUGAGGCUCUCAGACAAAUUAAGUCAUCACCGCCAAUCCAUCAACAUGCCUUCUCGUUUUGCAACACUGGCAUCCACUAGUUUGUCAUCAGGGUUGAUGUUGUCUGGUCUACAAGAUGGCGUCUCCCAAAAUCAGAGCACCAGCAAUUUAACAUCAGGCCUGAGCCUGGUUAAUUUACGCAGCAGAGAUACCCCCAAUCAAGAAACUUCCUUGAGAUCUCCGGAAGCUGUUUCCUCUCCUUUAGGUACAAAAAGCAUUACAGGGCAGAUUAACCUUGAUAAUCUGGUUCCAGCUUUAUCUCUGCCUAGAAGAUUCUCCAGUUAUGCUGAGAGAAUAGGUGCCGCACCAUCCUUCAGUGAUGCAUCAUCUCUUGCAGUGGGGUCACCAAAAUCUAAGAAAACAGGAGCAGAAACUAGGGAAGAACAUCUGAGUAGUUUGUUGUCAAGGUCUGAAAUGCCGUCUGCCGCAGGAACCAGCGCCCUUACAACUACAAAUGGUGGAGCGACGAUGCAGAAAACUCCCUUGCAGCCUGACUUGCAGCAGGGAACUUCCUUUACCCUUCAGCUUUUUCAGCGUACACUUGAAGAAACUCUUGCUUUGUUUCAGAAAUCUAUUCAUGAAGACAUGCGUAAUCUUCACAUAGAAAUACUAAGGCAAUUCCAUAUGCAGGAGAUGGAGAUGUCGAGUGUCAUGUCACUGAUCUUGGAGAAUCAAGCUGAGAUUAUGAAAGAACUUCAUUCUCUUCGGAAUGAAACACAGGAACUCCGGCGGUUACUGUGAGUAUAUGGUGUGGUCUUGUCAUUUAAUUGCUGUUUCAUAUAGUUAUUUGCCAAUUAGUUUACUGGAAAGAGAGAAUUUAGCAUGAGAUUUAGACAUUUCAGUUAAAAUGGGUGUUCAUUUGAUUUAGUUUUAUGAUGUGAGGUUUUGGGAGUAAUUUGCCAAGAAAGAGUCGCAGAGCAUUAUUUCUUCUA
Messenger RNA from Sesamum indicum (sesame), 2699 nucleotides. Its product is annotated as protein NEDD1. The record is from RefSeq and is a predicted model, not a curated record. Gene Ontology annotation, molecular function: protein binding; gamma-tubulin complex binding. Gene Ontology annotation, cellular component: kinetochore microtubule. Gene Ontology annotation, biological process: cell plate assembly; regulation of microtubule nucleation; positive regulation of cytokinesis. Lineage: Eukaryota; Viridiplantae; Streptophyta; Magnoliopsida; Lamiales; Pedaliaceae.